AAAAUGUAAGCGAAAACUGGUAAGUAAAUGUUUGAGAACAGAUCCAUUGUGGGAGGUUGGAUAAGGGAGAGAGAUGGGACACGUAGUGAGGCUGCUGAUAAACCCUCCCUCUUCCUCGCCGCUUCUCCACCUCCGACGCCGGAGUCUCGACCCUAACUAUGUCUUCUCUCUGCGAACCUCAAUUACCAAAAGCAAGGGAAGAGUCUCUUGUCUCUUCUCCGGCAACCAGAGGGAGGAGCAAGCUCGUAAAGCAUUGGAGAGCGCUCUUGGUGGGAAGAAAAAUGAGUUCGAGAAGUGGGACAAAGAGAUCAAGAAAAGGGAAGAAUCCGGUGGCGGAAAUGGUGGGAAUGGAGGAGGAGGAGGAGGAGGAGGCUGGUUCGGAGGUGGCGGUUGGUUCAGUGGCGAUCAUUUCUGGAAAGAAGCACAACAGAUUACAAUCACCCUCUUAGCUAUACUUCUCGUGUAUAUGUUGGUUGCGAAAGGUGAAGUAAUGGCUGCAUUUGUGUUAAACCCGUUGUUGUAUGCUCUGCGAGGAACACGAGAAGGUUUGACAUCACUAAGCUCUACACUCAUGGGAAGAAAAGCUUCGAAAGUGAAUGGUGAUAACUUAGAGGAGAUGUGGAAGAAGGAAGGUUUCAGUAAUGUCUCUGCUAAAGAGAGCGUUGUCCGGAAAUGGGGAAGUGACUGAAACAAUAUUCUUAUUAGUUUUUUUUCCCUUUCUAAAAAACAUCAGUAAUCAGGAUAAGAUCAAAUGCAAUCGACCUUUUCAGUUUUGUAAUGAAGGAUAGGAUGUGUAUUCUUUUGUGAAACAAAAAGAGUAACUUUAUCAUCUUUGAUUAAGCCUUUGUAGACAACAAGAGCAGUAACUUAUAUUUUUUCGAUUA
Eutrema salsugineum is the source of this 884-nucleotide messenger RNA. RefSeq lists its product as uncharacterized. The record is from RefSeq and is a predicted model, not a curated record. The transcript has 3 exons. The coding region runs from base 74 to 688 and encodes 204 amino acids. Lineage: Eukaryota; Viridiplantae; Streptophyta; Magnoliopsida; Brassicales; Brassicaceae.